ACAAAUCUCGGUAUUGUGAUUAUCAUAAAUCACCAGGACACAACACAGAUGAAUGUAUAAGUCUUUUAGCUGCUCUGUUAAGGCUAAUCGGUCAUCCACAACUCAGAAGAUUUUCCAAAAAUCCCGACAUCCGAAGACUGGGGCUGGGGCGUCAAGUCGAGGCAUACAACGAUGACGAGGAUGAUGACCGAGCUGCU
Molecule: messenger RNA, 197 nt
Organism: Striga hermonthica
Lineage: Eukaryota; Viridiplantae; Streptophyta; Magnoliopsida; Lamiales; Orobanchaceae
Source: the annotation of a GenBank genome assembly